AUGAAGCGGGAACACCUUCCGCUGGGAUCACUCCCGGCAUGGCUCAAGCUCAACGGGAUCGAUGCCAACGGCGUUGCAUUCCAGCAACUUGGCUCGAAUGAGAGCGGAGCAGACAGGGGCAAUGCUCUUGUAGCAAUGGAGAAAAUAUCCAGCGAUGGAAGUGAUACCUCGCCAGUAGUACUUCUGCGGGUCCCAUCGGAGCUGGUCCUGUCGUUGGAAACCGUUCAUGACUACUCCGAAUCCGAUCAUCAUCUUCGGGAUGUGUUGGAAGCAGUUGGCGAUUUCGGAAGGACCCCGAGAGGUGCAAUCAUGAUAUUCCUUUUGGUCCAAUUGACACACUCGUGUCCGGAAAUGCCCCAGCACAUAGGUGUUUCAGGUCCAUGGACAGAGUACAUCAAGUUCCUACCGCCUUGUUUCCCACUGCCUACAUUUUACUCUGCCGAAGAGCAAGAACUGCUGAGGGGAACUUCGCUCGGAGAUGCAGUGGCCGCCAAGGAAAGCUCUUUGGAGCGGGAGUUUGAGCAUCUCAGGCAUUCUACAGAGCACAUAGACUGGUGUCAGUUGUGCUGGUGGAAUGAAGGCACGGGCAAGAUGACCCUCGAUGAUUUGAAGUAUGCUGAUGCUGCGUACCGGUCGCGCAUGGUGGAUUUACCCGGAAGUGGACAUGCCAUGGUUCCCUGUGUCGACAUGGCCAACCACGCCUCGGGAGAGGAAGUGAAUGCCCUCUACGAGGCAGACUCGGAUGGUAAUGCGCUUCUGCAGCUCCGUUGGGGCAAGAGUCUACAGCCCGGCGAUGAAGCGACUAUCUCAUACGGCGAUGAGAAGCCCGCGUCUGAGAUGAUUUUCUCAUACGGUUUCCUUGAUGACAGUCAAACUGAGGCAAAGCAGGUAACUUUUGAUAUGACACCACCAAGUGAUGAUCCUCUUGCCAUUGCCAAGAAAAUGAUCUGUCGGGAGACCCCUGGUAUACGGGUUGCCAUGACUCACGAUACAAAUGAAAAUUCACGCCAGACGGUUUGGGAUAGCCCUCUAGUUUGGUGGGCGUGUGUGAAUGAGGAAGAUGGCCUUGAAAUUAGGGUCACUCAGACCACAGAGGGGACAAGAGAGCUAGAAACUAUCUGGAAGGGCGAAAAAAUUCGAGCACCGACUCAACUUCGCGAUCUCCUAGCCAAUGACCCGGCGUGGGAAAUCUUCCGGCUUCGUGCAGUUGUGCUGGUACUUGAACGAUUAGAGGCACAAGUCUCUAUUCUCCAAGAGACAGAGGAGGUCUUGAACAACCUUCGCGAGAAUGAAAAACUUUUCCACAACCUAUUCAGGCCCGACAUAUUUGCUUUAAUCGAGCGACUACGAAGGCUCGAAGCAGUGCUACUGGCGCGGGCUGUCAAUGACCUUGGAAAGCAGAGAGAGGAACUGAUUGCAUCCGAGUCAGUCACUGCGUAUCUCGCUCAGCAGUCACAGGCCGAAGAAGUCGAGGAUUUCUCAUGA
Molecule: messenger RNA, 1485 nt
Organism: Penicillium maclennaniae
Lineage: Eukaryota; Fungi; Ascomycota; Eurotiomycetes; Eurotiales; Aspergillaceae
Product: SET domain-containing protein
Exons: 4
Coding region: 1-1485 (494 amino acids)
Biological process (GO): peptidyl-lysine monomethylation
Cellular component (GO): nucleus
Molecular function (GO): protein-lysine N-methyltransferase activity
Source: RefSeq, a predicted model, not a curated record